Saprolegnia parasitica CBS 223.65 is the source of this 690-nucleotide messenger RNA. RefSeq lists its product as hypothetical. Gene Ontology annotation, biological process: regulation of DNA-templated transcription. Bases 1 to 690 code for a protein of 229 amino acids. The transcript has a single exon. The record is from RefSeq and is a predicted model, not a curated record. NCBI's taxonomy places the organism in Eukaryota, Oomycota, Saprolegniomycetes, Saprolegniales, Saprolegniaceae. Gene Ontology annotation, molecular function: sequence-specific DNA binding; DNA-binding transcription factor activity.
AUGAGCCGACCGAACAACAUGAGCGCCGCCCUCUUCCUCCAGAAGUCCUACGACAUGAUCAUGAACUGCCCGGAAGACGUGGCCGCGUGGUCCAACAAUGGCACGUCGUUCGUCGUCAACCAGAUCAAGGACCUCGAGAGCACGUGGCUGCCGCGCUACUUCAAGCACAACAACUUUACCAGCUUUGCGCGCCAGCUCAAGUUCUACGGCUUUGACAAGUACAAGAAGCACAACCAGGGCGGCGACCUCGAAGCCGACUCGGUCUGGGAGUUCACGCACCCGCUCUUCCUCCGCGAUGCGCCCGAGAAGAUGGUGUCGAUCCGCCGCAAGACCAACACGAGCUCGGACGUGUCCGAGAAGGUCGACAAGACCGAAGUCUCGGCGCUCAAGGAGAAGAUGUCGUCGCUCGAGUCGCAGCUCUCGGCCUUGACCAACCAGAUCUCGAUCUUGACCAACUUCGUGCACUCGUACGUCGAGUCGAACGCGCUGGACGCGGAGCCCGACGCCGAGCCGCUCCGCAAGAAGGCCAAGCUCACGUCGUCGCCGCGCGAUGUCUCGAGCUUCGUGCCCGUCGCCGACGAGAUGGACCUCUCGGACAUUGACGACGGUAUCCUCGACACGCUCCUCUUCGGCACGGCCACGCCCGCCGAAGCCCUCACCUUUGACAUGCAAAUGCCGCUGCUAUUGUAA